This is a messenger RNA of Phragmites australis (common reed), 1693 nucleotides long. RefSeq lists its product as uncharacterized. The record is from RefSeq and is a predicted model, not a curated record. The transcript is spliced from 3 exons. Lineage: Eukaryota; Viridiplantae; Streptophyta; Magnoliopsida; Poales; Poaceae. Bases 177 to 1415 code for a protein of 412 amino acids.
UCCUCUUCUCUCUUCUCUCCGCUCCACCCACUCCUGCUCUGCUCCCGCCGAUCUGCCCUUGGCAUGCGUGCGUGUUUUUCUGCUACGGGUUUGAGAACGGAGAUCCGCGAGAGAUUGAGGAGAGGGACGGGGGCGUCGGGGGCGGGGGGCGGCGGCGUCGUGGAGGAGGGGGAGGGAUGGACGGCCACGGCGCGGGAGCGGGAGCAACAGCCGGCGGGGGCAGGCUGACGCGGACGCCGUCGUCGCUGCUGCGCUCGCCCACGGUGCGCAACUGCUCCUCGUUCCAGGCGGUGGUGGUCGAGGACCCGGAGCCCGACAACAAGAAGGCUCAGGCGCAGGCCAAGGCCCCGCCCCACCUCCACCCGGGCGGCCCUGCCCACCCGCUCCUCGUCCUCGCGCUCCCGCUCGCCUUCCUGCUCCUGCUCCUCCUCCUCCUGCUCCGCGGCGGCGACCACCACCUCGCCCUCCUUGCGGCGUCCGCGGCCGCUGCGCUCGGCGCCGCGGCGGCGGCCGCGCGGCUGCUCCGGGGACGCCUGCGGCUGCACCGCUCCUUGGGGUCCGGGUCCGUGCAGUGGUUCAUCGGCGACGAGGACGACAAGCCGCAGAAGCGGGACAAGGGCAAGGGCGGCGGCGCCGCGCACGGCCGCGUCGUGCGGGAGGGCGUCGAGUUCUACAGCAAUGGGGACUGCUACGAGGGGGAGUUCCACAAGGGGCGCUGCAACGGCAGCGGCGUGUACAACUUCUUCGGCAAGGGAAAGUACGAGGGGGACUGGGUCGACGGCAAGUACGACGGCUACGGCAUCGAGAGCUGGGCGCGCGGCAGCCGGUACCGCGGCCAGUAUCGCCAGGGCCUCCGCCACGGCCACGGCGUCUACCGCUUCUACAGCGGCGACUGCUACGCAGGCGAGUGGGCCGGUGGCCAGAGCCACGGCAUCGGCGCUCAGACCUGCUCCGAUGGAAGCUCCUACGUCGGAGAAUUCAAGUGCGGCGUCAAGCACGGCCUCGGGAGCUACCACUUUAGAAAUGGUGAUCGGUAUGCGGGUGAGUACUUUGGGGACAAGAUCCACGGGUUUGGUGUUUAUAGCUUUGCCAAUGGCCAUUGCUACGAAGGCUCCUGGCACGAGGGCAAGAAGCAGGGGUUUGGGAUGUACACGUUCCGGAAUGGCGACAAGCGAUCAGGGGACUGGGAUUCUGGGACUCUCAAUACCCCCCUGCCUCCGUCUGAUCCUGCUGUUCAGCGUGCCGUACAGGCUGCUCAGCGGGCUGCAGAGAAUGCCUUUCGCCUGCCGAGAGUGGAUGAGCAGGUGCACAAGGCGGUCAUGGCCGCGAACAGGGCAGCCACGGCUGCUCGGGUAGCGGCGAUCAAGGCAGUCCAGAACAGGAUGGAUGGGAAAUUUUGUGAUACCUAUGUGUGAAUUGUGUUCAAGAAACCUUGGUUUUUUUUCUUCUAACUGUACAUUAGGCUAGCGAAGUACAAUAACUAAUCAGUGAGGUCCAGACGACCGGGGCAGCACAACUGCUUGUUCCGAGUCAGCGUUCAGCAACCGGAGAGUGGAGUUGGCAAUCUUCGUUUGCGAAAACGGCUCAGAUUUGCAACAUCUCAAUCGCUAUUGGCGGUCCCCUUCUCCUUCCUUGCAAGCUGUAAUUGUACAUAGAUCCAAGUGUAUCAAUGGAAGAGUGAGUUUUUCCAAUU